AUGCAGAGAGUAUACAGUGGCUAUCUACGAUCGUGUGAAGAGCCUCCUCAGUCGUUUGAGGAGUGGAAGAAACGAAGAAUCGAAGCAAGCCCACUCUUUAACUAUUGGUACCUCGUCAUGGAACUAGAAAUAACUGUGCUAACAUUUGUGCAAUCAAUACGACAAGGUGAUGUGGUUCUGUAUUGUGAUAGUUUGGAAAGACUGAUUACAUGGUUUUUCGCUCUAGAUCACAUGCAUUAUGCUCGGUGGCUUUCAGUGCAUCUAAGAGACAUGCUGGCUCUCCCCGAUCGGCAUCCUCAGAUAGCAGAAGAGUUCAGAAAUGGAAAGUUUGUCAUUCACAAGACCCAGAAACCUUUCUCAGCCAUUGCGUUAGACCAUGCCCACGAACAGAACAAUAAGAUCGUGAAAGGGGACGGGGGCUCAGUGGGCCUAACCGAAAAUUCAUCAGAACUAUUGAGGAGGAUGGUAUCUGGGCCGGAAAUCUCACGUAUGGUGUCCUAG
Molecule: messenger RNA, 501 nt
Organism: Porites lobata
Lineage: Eukaryota; Metazoa; Cnidaria; Anthozoa; Scleractinia; Poritidae
Source: the annotation of a GenBank genome assembly